GUCGGGUGUGGACAGCUGCCACACCGUCAUGCGCAAGCGAGCGGCCUCAACGACGACAAUGGCCACGAAGGAGCCACACCUUCGUCACACGGCGUCGUCCCGAGCCUCAGUGAAUGCAUGCCCUGUUGAGCGGAUGGAGUUCCAAACGCUGGCGUCGCUCGUCCGGAGUCUAAAAGAAGAAUCUUGCCGCCACCUCCAGCUCGAGACAGAAACGCAGACCGAAAUGGAGUACUUGAAUGCUCAAGUGACGUCGACGCGGAAAGGACUCGGCAAGAUCGCCGAGCUUCUCAAUGACGACCUGACCGCGAUGCGGACAGAACUGCAGCAUGAGAUGCAAGCGCUACAAGUCGACUGCAUCAAUCGCGUCGAGGAGCUCACGGCCGCCGUGGAGAGACUUACGUUUCGAUUCACCCACCACAUUCGCGAUUGCCAAGCUCUCGGCGACGAAGUCGAUCGAUUAAAGGAUUCCCUCCAUCAAACGAACGCGCAUUUGUACCGGACGGACGCAGACAUGACGGACAAACACAACCAUGUUUCAUGUCGGCUGGCAGCGAUGGAUCAAGUCGCAGCGACCGUCGAGGCCUUGUGCAAGGAGCACCUGGCCGCGAUCGCCGAUGUCAAUGCUCGCAUGACCCAGCACAGUGCGUGGACAGAGGCCCGCAUCCAAGAGGCAGCAGAGUUUAGCGACCGGCGGUGGGACGCUGCUGAUGCGACGCGGAUCCGCCACGACACGUUGGUGCAUUCAGUGAUCCACGACUUGGUGGCGCUGCGCGAUCAAGUCGGCGACAUGUCUGUGCUCCGGCAAACGCUUCAGCGACACAUGGACGGCACGUCGAAAGAGGCACAGCACGGUAUGCGACUUUACCACGCGCUCGAGUCCCGUGUCUCGAAUUUGUCCGCCGCCUUGGAUACAUGCCGGACACAGCACCAGAAUGCCCAUGACACGCUGGAAACCACGACGAGCAUGCGGCUCGACGCAUUGGCCGAGACGUUGGAGCUAGCUGUACACACGGUGGUCGCCUCGACGACUUCCACGGCACCUCCAACGACAACUAGACCGUUCACAGUGAACGUGCCAUAGCUGAACGCAGCACGAGGUGGCGUGCGAGCCGACAGAUCCACGACGGAAUUGAAGAUGCGCUCAUGUUUGAUUGACGAUUACGCGUAAAGAGUGAGGAUGUAGUCGACGACGCCGCAAAACGUGAGGAAGCUCACGCCGCGGAGGUAGUUUGUGCGUUUCGAGUUGCGUGACUCGUAGAACUCGCGCCUACAUGAAAGAGGGGCUCAUGAUGGAAUGGG
Molecule: messenger RNA, 1299 nt
Organism: Aphanomyces invadans
Lineage: Eukaryota; Oomycota; Saprolegniomycetes; Saprolegniales; Verrucalvaceae
Exons: 5
Coding region: 29-1081 (350 amino acids)
Source: RefSeq, a predicted model, not a curated record